AUGCGCGACGACAGCUCGAGACAGUCCACGAGAAAUCUAUUCUUCCUCUACUCAUACGUACUGACGAUUUAUGGCGCUUGGCCGUUGUCGGACGAUACUCUCUUCUUGAAAUGUAGAGUGACAUUCGCUGCUUGUCAGAUGAUAUACUUGACAGCAAUUUGUAUAAUAAAAUUAAUCAUACAAUGUGGAAGCUCGGAAGAUAUCAUUGACGCAUUUCUAUUGCUCGUCGUGUGCAUCCUCGUAUGUUCUAAAAGCAUUCUAUUGUAUGUACAUCGGGAUAAAUUAGCGUCGGUGGUUCUUUCGUCCGUGGAAGACUGGAAUACUACGGAAAGUGAGCACUACAGAAAAAUGAUGUCAGAGCGCGCUAAUUUCUGUAAUAUAGUGACAAAAUUGUUUUACUCCAUGGGUAUGUUUGUCCUCUUUAUUUAUAUUCUCAAAGUUAUGGUGUUGGAUGUGAUAUAUGUGAUGGAUGAGGAUUCCGUGAAUGGUACGCUUAUAUUACAAAAAAAUUAUUUACUCCCCGGCGGAUGCGUAUUCGAUGGCUUUGGAAAUGUCGUGUUCUACUUCGUUGUGAUUAAUCAGGCGGUUCAGCUGAGCAUCUCUUGCAGCAUAAAUCUUGGUGGAGAUGCCUUGUACGUGGCUCUCACUCUGCACCUGUGCGAGCAGUGUGAGAUAAUGAAAUUGAGGUUUGAAAAAUUUGGACGGUCUGAUUCGUUGGAGAAGAACCGUAAACAUCUGAAUGCUCUCAUUGCGAGGCAUCAGGAUUUGAUGACAAGAGCCGAGACGCUGGAAGAUGUCUACAAUCAAAUCAUUCUGAUGCAGAUGCUCAUGAGCGUUUUACUGAUAAGUGUUGGAGGAUUUAGCUUCUUGAUUAGCCUCAAUGGUGGGGACGUUAUUGGUGCAGCGAAGAACAUCUGCGUGAUGCAAUUUAUGCUGGCACAGAGCUACAUCUACACAUUUCCAGCGGACGAUUUGAAGGAACAAGCUGAGGGAUUGCUGCGUGCAUUGUACUCGAGUCAGUGGUGUGAUAUGCCGGCGAACAUCAUGAAAGACAUUGUCUUCAUGAUGAUGAGAAUCAAUGUGCCUCCGUACUACACAGCGGGAAAGUUUUUCUAUAUGACGAGGCAAUCUUACAUGACUGUCGUGAAAACAGCAGCGUCUUAUCUGUCUGUCCUGCGGAUAAUGAUCAAAUGA
This is a messenger RNA of Diachasma alloeum, 1194 nucleotides long. RefSeq names its product putative odorant receptor 71a (gene Or28). Gene Ontology annotation, molecular function: odorant binding; olfactory receptor activity. Lineage: Eukaryota; Metazoa; Arthropoda; Insecta; Hymenoptera; Braconidae. The transcript has 3 exons. Gene Ontology annotation, cellular component: plasma membrane. The coding region runs from base 1 to 1194 and encodes 397 amino acids. The record is from RefSeq and is a predicted model, not a curated record. Gene Ontology annotation, biological process: detection of chemical stimulus involved in sensory perception of smell; sensory perception of smell.